Plasmodium gonderi is the source of this 738-nucleotide messenger RNA. RefSeq names its product protein tyrosine phosphatase. Lineage: Eukaryota; Apicomplexa; Aconoidasida; Haemosporida; Plasmodiidae. The transcript has a single exon. The record is from RefSeq and is a predicted model, not a curated record. Gene Ontology annotation, biological process: protein dephosphorylation. Gene Ontology annotation, molecular function: protein tyrosine/serine/threonine phosphatase activity. Gene Ontology annotation, cellular component: nucleus. The coding region runs from base 1 to 738 and encodes 245 amino acids.
AUGCCAAACAGUAUUGAUUACGAUUUUUUAAAGACAUCUAAACACCUGUGUAUUAGUUGCACCAGUGGCAAAAGUCAUAGAUGUAACAGGACCAGCAAUUGUAAUCGAGACAUUAAUAGUAUCAGUGAGAAAAACUACAACUCUUCUAACAACUUCGAUCAAGUUAUUGAUAAAGUACAUGUGAAGAAAUAUUUCGAGAUGGAAAGGCAUUUUGGUAACAUGAAUUAUAAUAUGGAUUAUCUGAACCCCGUUUUAAAUCAUCCAACGAAAAUUGAACAUGGGAAAAUAAAAAUACUCAUUUUAGAUGCCCCAACAAAUGAUUUAUUGCCACUGUAUAUAAAAGAAAUGAAAAAUUUUAAUGUGACAGAUCUAGUACGUACAUGUGAAAGGACAUACAAUGAUGGAGAAAUAACAAGUGCAGGAAUAAAUGUACACGAAUUAAUAUUCCCAGAUGGGGAUGCCCCAACUAUUGAAAUCGUGACCAACUGGUUAACUAUUGUAAAUAAUGUAAUUAAAAAUAAUCGUGCAGUUGCUGUUCAUUGUGUAGCAGGAUUGGGUAGAGCCCCCGUUUUAGCUUCCAUUGUACUUAUUGAAUUUGGUAUGGACCCAAUUGAUGCAAUUGUCUUUAUACGAGACAGAAGAAAGGGAGCAAUUAACAAAAGACAAUUACAAUUUUUAAAAGCAUACAAGAAGAAAAAAAAAAAAAAAAACUGCCUUACAAAAUGUCAUUUUAUGUAA